UGAAUAUUUUGCAGGAAGCAAAACCUGAUCAAACCUGGUCCCCUUUCUUUUGGGUUAACCUACAAUUUCUCGUCUCUGCAUUUACUUCUUCAUUCUUUCUCCUUUCUUCAAAUUUGAACUCACUCCGUUCUGGACCUUCUCUAGUUAUAGUUCUUCAUACACCCAUUUCUUAUUUGUCCAGUGAUAUUUUUGCUGGAGUUUGAUCAAUUUCUCACGCUCUAAUUUUUAAUCAUUUUGCCUGAGAUGGGUGAUCUCAGUUUGAAUAAAGACGGUACAAACCAGAGAAGAAACAGAGAAAAUGAAGAUUCUUGGCAUUGCCUGGAUUCUCAUAGACAUGGACGGUCUAAAAGUGCAUCGUCAGAGCGAUACCUCCAAGUUUCUGGUGAUGGAGCUUCACCAUUUCCCAAACAUUACCCUAGAAUGCAAACAUCCUCUGUUCAAACAACAGCAAACAAGAAACCAAAAGCUCUGAAUGCUCGUCAGAUAUUUAUCAAAAAACAUGCGCCUUCACAAGAUAGAGCAUCUCUGGAACGAGAUGUUGAGCAGCUUCAUCUGCGUCUACAACAAGAAAAGUCUAUGAGAUUGGUGUUAGAGAAAGCUAUGGGGCGUGGUUCAAGUAGCUUAUCUCCAAGGCACAGACAUUUUUCUUCUCAGGCAAAGGAACUUAUCACUGAGAUCGAAUUGCUUGAAGAAGAAGUCGCGAAUCGCGAGCAUCAUGUGCUCUCUUUGUACCGGAAUAUCUUUGAAGAGACAAUAAGCAGAGCAUCUUCAAAGCAAAGCUCAGUGAUUUCUUCUCCAGCUCAUCAUAUAAAGCAGCCACCAAGAAAACACCCAAGUGUCAUUUCAAAUGCAUUUUGUUCCUCCAAUAACUUCCCUCUAAAGCCUUGGCAUGCUAUGGUUACUUUUAAAGAUUUGAGCAGAAAACCCUCCAAAAAGGAUCAGUCUUCUCAGUUCCAGGAUAAUAGCUGUCUUCCUUCAAUAAAAAGUUGCUCAGGCCAAGCAAAAUCCUAUUCAAAGGAUUCAGUAACGGAGAUAACUCCAUCACAGAGAACUCUUAAGGAUCAUCUGUACCAAUGCCCUAGCAAGUUGUCUGAAGAAAUGGUCAAGUGUAUGGCUUCAGUGUACUUCUGGAUUUGCAGAAGUUCCAUGUCAGCAGAUCCUGAGAAGAGGAAAAAAGAUUCACCAAUCCUAUCAAGAUCGGCGACUAGCAAUGUGGUUAUUCCCAAGAAUGUUAUGAGUGAAGACCGAUCUUGGUCAUGCAGAUCCAUAGUGGAAGUAUCUUUGAUCUCAACAGACAAGAGAAUAUUCUCUCAAGCAUCAUAUGCUAUUAACAACUAUAGGCUCCUUGUUGAACAACUGGAGAGAGUUUCUAUAAAUCAAAUGGAAGGAAAUGCAAAAUUAGCAUUUUGGAUCAACAUCUACAAUGCUCUCCUUAUGCAUGCAUACUUAGCAUAUGGUGUACCAGCUAAUUCUCUCAGAAGGUUAGCUUUGUUUCACAAGUCUGCGUAUAAUAUCGGUGGACACAUCAUAAAUGCAAACACCAUUGAAUACUCCAUCUUCUGCUUCCGGACUCCACGAAAUGGACGUUGGCUUGAGACCAUAAUCUCCACCGCCUUGAGGAAGAAGCCAAGUGAAGAUAAAGUAAGCUUAAAGUUCAGCCUUCACAACCCAGAGCCAUCUCUCUGCUUUGCUCUUUGCACUGGUGCACUCUCAGAUCCAGUGUUAAAGGCAUACACUGCCACAAACAUUAAAGAGGAACUAGAAGCUUCGAAAAGGGAGUUUCUACGGGCGAACAUGGUAGUACAAAAACAGAAGAAAGUGUUCUUGCCUAAGAUUAUUGAGAGGUUUACAAAGGAAGCUUCUCUUAGCCUUGACGAUUUGGUGAGAUGGUUAAUAGAUAACUCAGACGAAAAGCUUGGGGAAUCGAUACAAAAAUGCAUGGAAGGUAACCCAAACUACAAGAAAGCGUCUCAGGUGAUUGAAUGGUUGCCAUACAGUUCAAGGUUUCGUUAUGUAUUCUCAAAGGACUUGACGAUGGAGAAAAAGCCUUGGUGGGUUUAAAACGAUAUUGCCUAAGAAACCUCUUGAUGCCCUUGUUCUCUAGUUCCAAUAGACCCUUGUAAUGUUUGUAAUGAGAUAAUGGAAGAGAAGCAUCGUAGAAUCUGUCAGGCUGACUGAUAAAUUUGUAGCCAUAGAUUCUCUCUAUAUCUGCUUUAACAGAAUAUACAACAACGCAGAUGAAACAGUCA
Brassica rapa (field mustard) is the source of this 2249-nucleotide messenger RNA. RefSeq lists its product as uncharacterized. NCBI's taxonomy places the organism in Eukaryota, Viridiplantae, Streptophyta, Magnoliopsida, Brassicales, Brassicaceae. The record is from RefSeq and is a predicted model, not a curated record.